Molecule: messenger RNA, 1250 nt
Organism: Brassica napus (rape)
Lineage: Eukaryota; Viridiplantae; Streptophyta; Magnoliopsida; Brassicales; Brassicaceae
Product: secretory carrier-associated membrane protein 5
Exons: 11
Coding region: 107-1078 (323 amino acids)
Biological process (GO): protein transport
Cellular component (GO): recycling endosome membrane; trans-Golgi network membrane
Source: RefSeq, a predicted model, not a curated record
UUGGUGUAAUUUCCUUUAGCGUCUCUUUAAAAGUUGUAAUCUUUAGGGGCCUUUGUGAAGAGAAAGAGAGAGAUCUCAGAUCAUCAAAAGUGCGUUUGGUAAAGGGAUGGCAGGUCGCUACGAUCGGAACCCCUUCGACGAAGGAGACGAAGUCAAUCCUUUUGCGAAUCCCGGAAGUGUACCCGCUGCUUCGAGUUCCAGACUAUCGCCUUUGCCUCCGGAACCUGCUGGUUUUGGUUUUGGUCGCACUGUUGACGUUCCUCUUGACAGACCAGGGUCUGGUGCCCAGGUUCGGUUGUUUGAUGUUGCAGUUGAUAUCAUACGUUUUGGGAGUAGUUUUAAUGUUUCUUCCUUGUGCUCUUCUUUCCUUGUUUUGGAAAUACAGGAUCUGAAGAAGAAAGAGAAGGAGCUCCAAGCCAAAGAAGCUGAGCUUAAACGACGGGAGCAGGAUCUCAAACGGAAAGAGGAUGCUGCUGCACGAGCUGGAAUUGUUAUCGAGGUGAAAAACUGGCCGCCCUUGUUCCCUCUUAUCCACCAUGACAUUGCAAAUGAAAUUCCCAUUCGUCUCCAAAGGCUACAGUAUAUUGCUUUCUCAACAUACUUGGGGUUGGUUCUUGCACUUUUCUGGAACGUCAUCGCCGUUACUACAGCUUGGAUCAAAGGAGAAGGAGUAACGAUUUGGCUUCUUGCUCUUAUUUACUUCAUCUCGGGUGUCCCAGGAGGCUAUGUGUUAUGGUAUCGUCCUCUCUACCGUGCCUUCAGAAAUGAUAGCGCAUUGAGCUUUGGAUGGUUUUUCUUGUUCUACAUGCUCCACAUAGCUUUCUGCGUCUUUGCUGCAGUUGCUCCUCCUGUUGUCUUCAAAGGAAAGUCACUUGCGGGCAUAUUACCUGCGCUAGAUAUGUUGAGCAGUCAGGCACUGGUCGGAAUCUUCUACUUCAUCGGGUUUGCGUUUUUCUGCCUUGAAUCAGUGGUCAGCAUCUGGGUUAUUCAGCAAGUAUACAUGUACUUCCGAGGGAGCGGGAAAGCAGAUGAGAUGAAAAGGGAUGCUGCAAGAGGAGCCAUGAGAGCUGCGGUUUGAUACAAAUGAUUUGAACUCAUGAUCGCUCCUGAAGCUAUUGGUUGUGAUGUGUAACUUUUUACAUUCUUCAGCUCUUUGACCUUUUUGUUUUGUUUUGUUUUUACAGCAGCAAAGUAAAAAAAAAAUUUGUGUAUUUGUUUUUAUUCAAUUUGAGUUCAGAUUUCAUACACCA